Molecule: messenger RNA, 784 nt
Organism: Oppia nitens
Lineage: Eukaryota; Metazoa; Arthropoda; Arachnida; Sarcoptiformes; Oppiidae
Gene: Vps20
Product: charged multivesicular body protein 6-like
Exons: 5
Coding region: 94-720 (208 amino acids)
Biological process (GO): vesicle budding from membrane; late endosome to vacuole transport via multivesicular body sorting pathway
Cellular component (GO): multivesicular body; ESCRT III complex
Source: RefSeq, a predicted model, not a curated record
GAUGAAUGAAUUGAGUCAUUGUUUUGAUGACUGUUUUGUCAACAGUUGUGUUGAUAUUUAAACACCAAUUGACUCAUUACUUGUGUCCCUAUAAUGGGUAACCUCUUCGGUAAAUCCAAGUCUAAGACCAUAAAGAAAGAUCUGAUCACUGAAGCGGACAAAGCUAUACUGCAACUCAAACAACAGAGAGAUUCAGUGAAACGAUACCAGAAGAGGAUCAUUGAUGACAUUGACAAAGAAAGACAAAUUGCCAGACAAUUGGUUAAAGAUAAUAAAAAAGAGAAAGCCCUUCUGUUGCUUAAAAAGAAGAAAUAUAUGGAAACCAUAUUAGAGAAGACCGACAAUCAGUUAAUCAAUUUAGAGAAACUGGUGUCUGAUAUAGAGUUCAAACAAAUUGAGACCAAAAUUAUAGACGGACUUCAAACUGGAAAUGAAGCGCUCAAACAAUUACAUCAAAUAUUAUCAAUUGAAAAAAUUGAAGACAUUUUAGAAGAAACUAAAGAAGGAAUUGAAAAACAAAAGGAAAUCGAUGAUCUUUUACUUGGACUCAACAUUGAAACAGACGAAGAAAGUCUGCUCCAAGAAUUAGACCAAAUGUUAGAUCAAACUACAGAUAAUUUGCCUGAAGUACCGCAAACCGAACUGGUAAUCGAAGAGAAGACAAAAGAGAAGACACCGACCAAAAGAACCAAAGAAGUGGAAGCGCUUCUCGAGUCAUGAAAUUAGUCAUAAAUUAUUUAUUAAUCCAGAGAUCAAAUUAAUAUAUUUGUAUUUUAAUAUUUAU